This is a messenger RNA of Gongylonema pulchrum, 495 nucleotides long. The record is from the annotation of a GenBank genome assembly. Lineage: Eukaryota; Metazoa; Nematoda; Chromadorea; Rhabditida; Gongylonematidae.
AUGCUGUGCACAUUGCAUGGAGGGUUAGAAUUCAUUGAAGGACUGUAUUUCGGUGUUUUUUUGCAGGGUCGCUGCACUCGCGAGAACCCGAAAUGCAAGUAUCUGCAUCCUCCGCAGCACCUGAAAGAUCAGUUAUUGAUCAAUGGUCGAAAUAAUUUGGCACUCAAAAAUUUGAUUUGCACACAGCUGAACCACAGUGCUGCAGCAGCAGCACCUGCAGCCGCUCUGUCAACGAUGAGUCCGUUGGCGCAACUGGUGGUCGGUGGUCAAGCAAGUCCGGCAGCUCUCAACGAUCAGCUUCUGAUUGUACAGCAGCAACAGCAACAGGCUGCUGCCGCUGCUGCUGCUCAGGCUGCAACACUGGUCCCAGCUGCACUUCCUUAUCAGUAUUAUCAGGGUAUUACCACCAUGUAUCCAGCACUUGUGCCUGUGCCAAGCGGCGAUGCCGCCGCUGCUGCCUAUCAAGCGCGGUUCGUCGUCAAAUUCGAUUCCUAA